Messenger RNA from Mytilus californianus (California mussel), 2648 nucleotides. RefSeq names its product galactoside alpha-(1,2)-fucosyltransferase 2-like. NCBI's taxonomy places the organism in Eukaryota, Metazoa, Mollusca, Bivalvia, Mytilida, Mytilidae. The coding region runs from base 345 to 1559 and encodes 404 amino acids. Gene Ontology annotation, biological process: carbohydrate metabolic process. The transcript is spliced from 3 exons. The record is from RefSeq and is a predicted model, not a curated record. Gene Ontology annotation, cellular component: membrane. Gene Ontology annotation, molecular function: galactoside 2-alpha-L-fucosyltransferase activity.
UAGUCAGAAAUGAUUGAAUAAAAAUGUGGACAUAUAAACAAGUGAUUUUAUUUCGUUAAAAAUUAUUGAACCAUAAAGCUGUCCAUUUAAAGUUUGUAAAUCAAAAUGUUUUAAACAGGUACUGUUUAAUAUCCGUUAAAAUCUUAUGGGUGUACAAUGUAUUGUAAAACGACGCUAAUUUUACACACGACUCGUACACGAAUACAAAAUGAAAUUUACAACAAUGUGAAGGAAAUGUUGUGUUUACAAUUUCCCGUUUAAAUACACGUUACAUUUUAAGGUAAAUUGACGUUAUAUAUGAUAAGGAUGACACAGACGUAAAAUGGAUCAAACUAGAUUGGAUAAUGGAGAGAAGAAAGUGUAUUGUAAUCCCGUGUUUAUCCUGUGCCUUUGUGUUGAUAUUUUUCGUUUUCCAAAAGGAUGGAAACACAUUCCAAUUUUUCGAAGUCUUCAAUAAUCAGAUUCACACGUUUAAAAAUGAAAGUAACUCGACAAAUAACCAGACAAUGAUUUUCAUAGGAAAAACCAUUCCAGCUUUAUCUAAAAAAGUUAGAAAUGAAUCAACAACAAAAUCAUUCCUGAAACAAACCAAAUUUACUUUUACUACUAAAGGAAGAAAUGAACCAACAACAAAAACAUUCCUGAAACAAACCAAAUUUACCUAUACUACGAAAGGAAUGAAAAUUUCAACUAUGACUCCUGCUAUCAUUGCAGUUAGAAACAAUUCUACAAAUUAUACACAUUUUUUAUGUCCGAACUUCAUGGGUGGCUUUGGAAACAUGAUGUUCCAAUUGGCUGCACACUUUGGUGCUGCAAUGUCUAAAGGUAUGCGGGUAAUUGUUGCGAACAACUCGGAGUUAAAUCGUGUUUUCAAACUCGAAGACAUUGAUAUCAGGAAUAAUACAGACAUUUGCAAGAAAUUUAUUUCCCGAGGAGAAAGACAGAACUGCGCAUAUGAUAAAAAUCUGCUGAACUUUAACAAUUCUCAAAAUAUAAGACUCGGACAAUAUCUUCAGUCUUGGAAGUAUUUUUAUGAUUUUAGAAGUCAAUUAAAGAAACAGUUGACAUUUAGGGACCAUUUACUUAAGGAAGCAAAAAGUAAAAUAGUUCAAACAGUGAAAGGAUUCAAUAUAGGAUCAACAAGGGACGUUACUUUAGUUGGUGUUCAUGUACGCAGAGGAGACAUGGUUAAUCAUAAAUUUGGAUAUAAUAUAGCGACACCAGAAUAUUUAACUAAGGCCGUGCAAUAUUUCAAUUCAAAAUAUAAGAAUGUAAUAUUUAUUAUAUCUUCUCAAGACAUUCCAUGGACUAAAGCUAACAUGCCAAACAACACUAACGUUGAAUAUUUAACUAGUCCGAAAAGGGAGAUAAUCGUAGCUACUUUAACGUUAUGUAACCAUACCAUAACAACAGUCGGUUCAUUCAGCUGGUGGAUAGGGUGGCUAACAGGAGGAGAAGUCACGUAUUUCAAAUGGCCAGCAAAAGAAGGAUCUGGAUUAAGAAAACAAUACAGCAAAGAUUUUUCAGAUUUUUUCUACCCGGGUUGGAUUGGAAUGUAAACGACACCUUUUGGAUAUAAUAUUUCGAAAAUAUUUAAAAUGCUUUAAAGUAGGAGUAUAUAGUAUCCGACACAUUUUAAGUGACAGACGAUAAAGUAUAUGAAGUUACCUUAAAGUCUCAUUAUUUUAUUUUGGUAAAUGGUAACUAUUCAAUUAAGAUGAGAAACGAUUUAAUCAAGGAAGAUACAAAUGUACGAUUAUCAUAUUUCUUUCCUCCGAACAGUUGACAAUUGAUUUUCGGAAAAGUAUGAUUUUUUUAUUUUUUUGGGACGGUGUGUGGGUUUUUUCCUAAUGAUUUUUUUGUUACCAUGCUUAUUGGUUAUUGGUGGGUUUUCUUGGUAUAUAGAUAUUUAUAUGUCAACAUACUUUUUCAUAUCCUUUUGUGUAUUAUUCAAUAAUUUAAUUUUGGAUGUAACUCGUCUUCUGAUUGGCUGAAAGUUUUUUGUCUAUCAGCUCAUAAACAUAAUUUUGUCGUAUGACCGUGACGUCAUCAACGUUUUUUCAUGAUUUACUCCUUGAAAAUGAAAUUUAGAAUCAAAUUAUAAGGAAUGACUGUAAUAUUUUUCUGUCUAUUCGAAAUAACCUAAAAAAUGUGGGGCUACGCGGGUAGUUCAAAAGUGUGCACCACAUUUUUUAGGUUAUUUCGAAUAGACAGAGAAUAUAUGCGGGUUAUUCAGUAUGCACCAAUUUUUUAAGGUUAUUUCUUCAUAGAUAUAAACAAUAUUACAGUCAUUCCUUAAAUAACAGACAGAUAAUUAUAGAUAAUUUUAUGCUUAUUUGUCUGUCUUUUAGAAUUACACAAGCGGUGAGUACAUACAUGAUUUUAAAAUAGCCAGCACGUUGUUCCAAGUUGUGUCAAUAUGUGCCUUUUUUAUGUGUUGUUUGUUUUGAUGAAAAAAGAGACUUAUCAUAAUUUGCAUAAUUUAUUCAUUGAAGCAGCCAAUUUCAUUAAAAUAUUAUGUAUGUGUUCCUAAUGUAUUACAAGAUGCAUUUAACGUCUUGCAUUAUAUAACCAAGCAUUUACAGUUUUCAAACUUGAUCGUUGAAGUUAUUUGUUAUUUGAUAAGAAAUAAAGAAUUCCAAAGAAAA